Messenger RNA from Mizuhopecten yessoensis (Yesso scallop), 2849 nucleotides. Its product is annotated as fucose-1-phosphate guanylyltransferase-like. The transcript has 3 exons. Gene Ontology annotation, molecular function: transferase activity, transferring phosphorus-containing groups. The record is from RefSeq and is a predicted model, not a curated record. NCBI's taxonomy places the organism in Eukaryota, Metazoa, Mollusca, Bivalvia, Pectinida, Pectinidae. The coding region runs from base 96 to 1988 and encodes 630 amino acids.
GUUAUCUGAAGGUUUAUAAACCUGAAGGUACGUACCUACAUCACAUAAGGUGUAGCAGUACAUUUGCACGCACUAUAAAUCUUUGCCGAGCCGACAUGGACGGGACGGAGUCUAAGAAUGGCAUUAAAGCGAAUAUGUCGAUCAUCAUGAAACAAUAUGAGUCGAUGAGAGGAAGGAAACGUGCUGACCACUGCCAGCAGUUCUGGGAUGUCGUGGUCAUAACUGCCGGCGAUGACGCCCAGAAGGAGGCAUUUGAGGCGCAGUUAGACAGCAAGUUUUCACGAAAGGAGCUUCCCCUGGACUGUCCGAUACAUGUAGUUGCCGACCCUCCUGGGCCAAAGUUAGGAAAUGGAGGGUCGACCUUCAGCAGUAUGGAUUUCCUCGAGAAAGAGUACAAGGAGGAUUUGUGUGAAAAGCAUGUGAUGUUGAUCCAUGCCGGAGGACAGAGUCGACGAAUGCCAAGCACUAGUGUCUUGGGGAAAAUAUUUGCACCCAUUCCGAGUGGCAAUCCCUUGUAUCAGAUGUUAGAUGUUAAAUUGGCCACCUACCUCCCGCUUAUACCCAGAAUGCCUCCCGGUGUGCUCAUUUGCUGUGCGGAUGACUUUCUCGUGUACAACCUCGGUAAAGAAGGUUCUGAUGAGAGCUGGGGGUUCGUGGAGUCCGGUUUCACAGCUCUGGCACAUCCAUCUACUCUUACUAUAGGAACGAAACAUGGUGUAUAUGUUGUUAAGUCUCUUGACGAAGUUGACACUUCCCUUCAUAUACAACAGUCCGACUGUUUGGAAGUCCUGCAAAAACCUUCACUGCAGAUGAUGGAUUCACGUGGAGCUGUUCUUAGCUCUAAACAUCUUCAGUUUCCUGAUGGAAUCGAAAUAAAAGGUUCUGCAGCUUAUACUGAUAGUGCAUAUUUCUUUACGAUGGAUGUAGCAGCAAAAUUUCUCAAGUUCCUCAAAACAAAUGGAUCCAUUACCUGUGAAAUUGAUGCUUAUGGAGACUUUUUGCAGGCUUUGGGACCUAAAGCAACCAUUGACUACACCAAUCAUACCUCCAAUGUGACUAAUCCAACUCCCAGUCUUAUUCCAACUCGCAAGAAAGUUUAUCACAUGCUGAAAGAUUCAAACAUCCAGUUGCUCCUGAUGAACUCAUCAAAAUUCAUCCAUAUUGGUACCACAAAAGAGUAUAUCAGUCAUUUUUGUUUUCAUUCACAAUUUCAGGAGGAAAUGAGUCUCAGGAAAGAUGUGUUUAACAAGUGGACUGAAGAAGAAGAUGACGAUGAGGAUGAAGAACCCGUAGCAAAGAAAAAGGCCAAACUGUCUGAUGUGAGCACUGGAUGUGUGAUGCAUUGCAUGCUACCCUUGAAAUCAUUUGUGCCGCAGAACUCUAUAGUGGAGUACUGUCGCUUUGAAGUUCCAGUCCAUGUAGGUCAAAAUGUUAUAGUCAGCAACUGUAGCUUUCGGAAGUCAACAGCAGAUGAAAGGUCAAAUGGCAACAAGAGUACACACGUCAAACUGCCUCUAAAAAUUCCACACAAUAUCUUUCUGCACACGGUCUCCGUCCGUCAAUGUGACAAGACUCAAUAUGUCACUGUCCUCUUCAGUAUUGAUGAUGAUCUCAAAAAGACAGUACCGGGAAGUAAAGCAAAGCAGUUACCAUUACUGGGGGCAACCAUAGAGGACUUUUGUAAAAGCUGUGGUAUCGACAUUGAGAGAACCUUGACCAGUUGUCUUGACAAAAAAGGUCAAGGAGCGGAGACGGAGCCUGUAUCUUUAUGGACGUUACGUUUGCAUCCAGUUGUAGACUCCAUGACAGAAUCUCUGAGUUUAGCAUUGCAGAUUCACACAGCAGUCACCAAGAGAGAAAAAGUUGUGUCGCUCAAGGGAAGGAAACUUGUGUCCAUGGAUGAUAUACUGCAGGAUAAAGAUGUCAAAGACAUGCUGAAAUACAGAAAUGGUCUGUACCAGGAAAUCAAACCAUCCGUGACAGCAUAAUCACAUACAUAAACCUGAUCUCCUGCAGGAGCACAAACACGUCUUUAGAACUAUAGGGUUGUCUUUGUUUUGGCCAGUAUAAGAAGAUACAUCUUACGACCAUCUACCUAUUAACCUGUAUCACAAUACCUCUUUUGAAAGACUAUCUUUUGUUAUACAAAUGUACUGGCAGUAUGGUGUAUAGGACCUGUUGAUAUAUUGUUAUGACUAUCAAUUACAGAGUUAUUUCCCUUUGUAUGAUUGGAGCUUUUCAGAUCUGUCCAAAAAGCUAGUCACUCCAAUUACUUAUUUCAUUGACCCCUUCAUUUUUAAAAUGGACUUGCCUAAUCUUUGAUUUGGUAAGGUUCAAAUGUGACGUUAGGGGUGAAUGGGUUAAACUGCUAGGGUUUCCUGCCAUCUAAGAACUCUCUUUGGUUGUGACAAAUAUGCAAGGAUAUGUAUAUUUUUUUAGGUCAGUUAAGUAAAAUUUCUUUUUAAAUCCCCACUUUUUUCACCAAGCCAAUGAUUCCUACAUGUCAAACAUCACAUAUAUAUAUAUACUUACAGAAUUCAAAAUCUGUCCUGAAAGCUGGUCUAUUUCCUUAACUCAUUCACCCUUGAAUACACAUAUGAACUCUUCCAAUUCAAAGGUUGGAAUAGUUCAUUAUAAAAUUUCAGGGGUGAAUGUGUUAAACAUGGUAGAAUAUCUUGCCAUCAAAGACUUCGCCUUGUUAAGAUAAAUACACAAGGAUAUGUCUCUUAUUUUUAACUGUAAAGUGAAAUUUUCUUCAGACACUCUCUCUUUCAAAACCAGGUAAAUAAAUCAUGUAUCAACAUUGCAACCUAUAAUGCCAUAUAUAUAUUUAACCCUUUCAACACUGU